AUGGGCUCGGUGAAGAUGCAGAUAAGAACUUAUGAUGACCUGUGUUCAGCUUUCUCUGGCAUUCAAGCUGAGUGCCAGGGUAGAGCCCACUUCUGUGUCCUCACUCCAAAUCCCCUUGACUCUUCAUCAGGUCUCCAAAAGGCCGUGGUGAUUCUAGACCCUGAAUGGGUCAGGGUGCUUGAGGAAGACAAUGUUACCCUCAGAUGCCAGGGCACCUUCUCCCCUGAGGACAAUUCUACCAAGUGGUUCCAUAACGAAAGCCUCAUCUUACAUCAGGAUGCCAACUAUUUCAUCAAAAGUGCCAGGGUUAACAACAGUGGAAUGUACAGAUGCAAGACAGCCCUGUCCACGCUCAGCGACCCGGUGAGGCUGGACGUCCAUAUAGGCUGGCUAUUGCUUCAGACCACUAACUGGUGGUUCCAGGAGGGGGACCCCAUUCGGCUGAGAUGUCACAGCUGGAAAAACAAAGCUGUAAAUAAGGUCACCUAUUUACAGAACGGCAAAGGCAAGAAGUAUUUCCAUAAGAAUUCUGAAUUCUGCAUUCCAAAAGCUACACACAACGACAGUGGCUCCUACUUCUGCAGAGGGCUCAUUGGGCAGAAGAACAAGUCUUCAGCAUCCUUUUAUAUAAGCAUAGGAGAUCCGACGUCUCCGUUGUCCAGUUUUCCACCAUGGCAUCAAAUCACUUUCUGCCUACUGAUAGGACUCUUGUUUGCAAUAGACACAAUGCUGUAUUUCUCUGUGCAGAGGGGUCUUCAAAGUUCUGUGGCGGACUAUGAGGAACCCAAGUUUCACUGGAGCAAGGAACCCCAGGACAAGUGAGCCCUUAUCUCAUGGGAUGAUAAGAACAACAGUGGAGAACCUAUGAGCCCCCUGUGGACUUGCUACCUCACCAUCUGCAUCGGGCACCAUGCGUUCAGCAGCAGGAAUAAUACAAAAGCCCCUCCUCCAACUGGUUUUUUUUUGGGGGGGGGUGUUGUAUGUUUAUUUGUUUGUCUCUCUCCAAUGGACUAUCUCAGGGGAAAGGGAAACCUGGGGUCUUCAAGGACCAACAGUGAAGCAGCAAUGAGCACGCAGCUGCCCUCCUCCCACCACCACCACCACCCCCC
This is a messenger RNA of Arvicanthis niloticus (Nile rat), 1109 nucleotides long. The record is from RefSeq and is a predicted model, not a curated record. Lineage: Eukaryota; Metazoa; Chordata; Mammalia; Rodentia; Muridae.